This is a messenger RNA of Phoenix dactylifera (date palm), 1658 nucleotides long. Its product is annotated as Transcription elongation factor (TFIIS) family protein. Lineage: Eukaryota; Viridiplantae; Streptophyta; Magnoliopsida; Arecales; Arecaceae. The record is from RefSeq and is a predicted model, not a curated record. Gene Ontology annotation, cellular component: nucleus.
AUGGGAAUAUGCUCCUCGAACGAACGGAGAAUGGGAAGAAAUUAAUCGCGAGGGGGGUGGGGGGCGGGGAGCGUGCGCUAAAUUCCCCCCUUCCUUCCUCUCCUCGACUCCCUCCUCUCACCGCUUCUCUCCGUCUCGUUUUCUGUUCCGUUUCCUGGAAGGGGAAGGGAGCGAGCCAAGACCCCUUCUGUCGUCUCUUGGGGCGGAGAGAGCCCCAAAAGAAGAGAGAGGUCAGCCGCCCCCCGUCUUGUAGGAAAAACCACCAAAUAGUAAUAAAACCCCCCACCGAAAAACGUUGAGAAAGUUUUGUACAGUCUUAUAUAAUUCUAUAUUCUUCUCACCAUUGGCUGCUUCCUCCCCCUAUCUAUCCCUCCUUCCCCCGGGGAAAAAGUCCGGCGAGGAAGGGAGGAGGGGCGAGGGCGAUGGAUGCGGAAGAUUUGAGAAGAGUGAUGAGGAGCAUGGGCGUAGAUCUGUGGACGCUGAUCGAGACCGCGCUCGACGUCGCCGCCACGGACUAUGGCAAGGAGCUCCGGGCGCGGCGAGACGGAAUCGUCGAGCGGCUUUACGCGGCGGGGCUGGUGGCGGCGGAUGGGUGCCGGAACUGCGCUCCCGGCGCCGCGGCGGAGCGGUUGGCGGCCGUCGGCCUGCCGACGGGGGGAGUGGAGGGGAAGGGGAGUAGUAGCCCCGCGGCCGGGAAGGGGGCGACGGCGGCGUCGCCUCUGUCGAUGAACGGAGAUGAGAAAGGAGAAGAGCGAGAAGGAGAAGACGAUGACCAUCCGAUCGACGACAAGACCAAAAUCUUGGCCAUUAAAGAGUUCCUGGAAGACCCCGAUCAGACGGAGGAUUCUUUGGUAAGCCUGCUGCAAAAUCUUGCAGACAUGGAGAUUACAUUCCAGAAUCUCAAGGAAACAGAUAUAGGAAGGCAUGUAAACGGCUUUCGCAAGCAUCCGUCGCCAGAAGUACGGCAAUUGGUUAAGCUGCUCGUGAGGAGGUGGAAGCAUAUCGUGGACGAGUGGGUGAAAUCGAGUUCCGCCGGCGACACUGCAUCUCCUGCGAAUAUCACUGACGGAGAUUCGCCGCAGCAAAUCCCUGUGAAAAACAGCAACCAAAAUGGGCACCACCAGGCUUCAGAAUUCGGUUACUCACCAUAUCCUCCAAAAGGUUACGUGAGCUCUGAGAGAAAUGGCGGGGAAUCAGUGGAGCCGAAACCAAAGGCCGCCCCGCGAAAGGAAGUUCCAGCUAAGCCAAACCGCUACUCCCCGCCUUCGGCAGCCUCUCCUCCAGCUAACGCCAACGAGCAAAGGCACAGCCUGCUCGAUCCCGAGAGACUCGCUUCCGCGAGAAGACGGCUCCAUGAGAACUACCAAGAAGCCCAAAACGCAAAAAAGCAGCGGACCAUUCAGGUGAUGGAUAUCCAUGAGAUCCCGAAACCAAAAAAUUCCUUCGUGCGGAACAAAGGCAGCGGCUUCCAGGCGAAGCACUGGUGAAGUCCGGUGACCGGCCGGUGCCUGUAAUACCUUGGUUAUGAUGCUUUGCUGAUGAUGGAUUUUUUUUGGAUUGGGGGGAUUACGAGUUCUCUUUGUCUAAUUACUUAAACUAACUGAAGAUUUUGGAGAGAGAUGGGAGAAUAAUAAAAGGAGUAUUUAUUAGAAAAUUAA